This is a messenger RNA of Choloepus didactylus (southern two-toed sloth), 1616 nucleotides long. Its product is annotated as G patch domain-containing protein 11-like. Bases 75 to 860 code for a protein of 261 amino acids. The transcript has a single exon. Lineage: Eukaryota; Metazoa; Chordata; Mammalia; Pilosa; Megalonychidae. The record is from RefSeq and is a predicted model, not a curated record. Gene Ontology annotation, molecular function: nucleic acid binding. Gene Ontology annotation, cellular component: kinetochore.
GCGCAGCGCGCGCUCUCGCGAGCUGACCCGGAGAGAGUGGAGCUGCCAGAUGUGAUUGCCAUUUGAAGCUGAACAUGGCAGAAGAAGAGGACUACAUGUCUGAUUCCUUCAUUAAUGUCCAAGAAGAUAUCAGACCAGGAUUGCCAAUGCUGAGGCAAAUCCGAGAAGCCCGUCGAAAAGAAGAAAAGCAACUGGAGGCUAAUUUGAAAAAUAGGCAGAAGAGUUUAAAAGAAGAAGAAGAAGAAAGACGCGACAUUGGGUUGAAGAAUGCACUAGGCUAUGAAAACAAAGGGUUUGCUUUGCUCCAGAAGAUGGGUUAUAAAAGUGGUCAGGCUCUUGGCAAGAGUGGAGAUGGCAUUGUUGAACCGAUUCCUCUCAAUGUCAAAACCGGGAAAAGUGGCAUUGGUCAUGAAGCCUUAUUAAAACGGAAAGCAGAGGAAAAAUUAGAAGGCUACAGAAGAAAGAUUCAUAUGAAAAACCAAGCCGAAGAAAAAGCUACAGAACAAUUUCGAAUGAGACUUAAGACUAAGCAAGAUGAAAUGAAGCUAGAAGGAGAUCUUAAGAGAAGCCAGCGAGCCUGUCAACAAUUGGAUACCCAUAAGAAUGUUCAGGUUCCCAGAGAGGCAUGGUACUGGUUGAGGCCUGAACAAGAGAAUGAAGAAGAGGAAGAGUCAGAAGAAAAAGAACACGAUGAAGAUGAAUAUGAGAGUGAAGAUUUAAGUGUACUAGAAAAAUUACAAAUAUUGACCAGUUAUUUAAGGGAAGAACAUCUGUAUUGUAUUUGGUGUGGAACAGCCUAUGAAGAUAAAGAAGAUUUAACUUCAAAUUGCCCAGGACCAACUUCUGCAGCUCACGACUAAAAAUAUUCUCAAUAAAGUAGAACCUAGAAAAAUGCCAAUGUUUCCUAGAGAUAGACAACUGAGUAAUUAGAAUUCCCUAAUUUUUUGAUGCCAGUAAAGAAAGAGGGCCUUUUAAUAUAAUUAUAAUGUUUUGUUUUUGUAUUUUAGAAGGAUAUAAUUGUUCACUGACUUGAAAAAUUAAUAGGAUGCUAUUUCAGAAUGUAAGUAGCAUGGCCGUAGUCAUUUACAAUUUAUAGCUGCAUUGUGAGGCUUGUGAGAUUUAAGGGCACCAACAGCUUAACUCCCUUCUUCCCCACUUCACUUUGGAACAAACUGAAAGAUAAGACAGAGGAGUCAGAGAGAGAUCGAAAUAUCAGUUUUAUCAGUGAUGAAGCUGAAAUAGAGAGCAAGGUUGACUUGUUCUCCAAUUAGACUCCUAAUAUUUCUCCUUGAUUGGGGGGGCCCACCUUUGCAUCAUGAGACUAGGAAGUUCCCAAGAUUAGAGAAUCCACACAUGCUCAGUUUCUUUUCCCAAUAUCAUUAAUCACAUAAGACACCUCUCUGUUGGGAAGAAAUGAAUGAGGGUCCAGAGAACUUCUUCCGAUACUUCUCUCUCCCAAGAAGUCCCCUUUCCCCUAAUGAGAAGUAGGGGGAAAGUAUUCCCCUCAAAAACACUGAUAACAGAGGUACUGUUGCAUUAACACUGUUAGAUUCUAACUUGUUUUAGAGGCAGAGUAAUUUUCAUGUUUUUGAUUAAAUUGUGAGUUUUCAUGGAAA